This is a messenger RNA of Sorghum bicolor (sorghum), 2365 nucleotides long. RefSeq lists its product as uncharacterized. The transcript has a single exon. Bases 188 to 1996 code for a protein of 602 amino acids. NCBI's taxonomy places the organism in Eukaryota, Viridiplantae, Streptophyta, Magnoliopsida, Poales, Poaceae. The record is from RefSeq and is a predicted model, not a curated record. Gene Ontology annotation, cellular component: cytoplasm.
UGCUGCCAAUCUUCUCUCUGCAAAUGGGUCCCACUCGUCAUCCUAUGACUGAAGCACGUGGCAGAGAGGAGGGGACAAUUUCUCGCCGACGGCAGGUACCUGAUAUAUCUAUCCCCCGACGCCACCGCCGCCUCCGCCGCCUUCCCUUCUCGCCCAGAUCCAAAUCCGAACCCCGAUCCGCGCGCGCAUGAAUUUCUUCAGCUCCGUCUUCUCCGCCCCUGCCGAGGAGGAUGGCGAGGAGCCGCGGCAGGAGGGCGAGCAAGAGCCGGCGGCCCAAGAGUCCGGCGGAGGGUGGAUUUUCGGCAGCCUGAUCGAUACGCUCAAGGAGGAGAUUGAGGAGCAACGGAAAGUGAAUGAGUCGGCCGCCGCCGCGGAGGCGGAGGAGGCCCAUAGUGGGGCCGAGGGAGAGGCUGGCCCCGGCGGCGGGUGGAUCUUCGGCGGGCUGAUCAAGACGCUCGCGGAGGAGAUUGAGGCCCAGCGAAAAGAGCAGGAGGCCAUUGCAGCCGCAGCCGCAGCCGCCGCUGCGGAGGAGGAGGAGGAGGAGGAGGAGGAGGAGGAGGAGGAGGAGGAGCUCGAGCGGGGAGCAGAGGCUGAUGCGGCGGCGGCGGAUGAGGAGGGAGAAUCUUCUGGCGGCGGGUGGAGCUUUGGCGGCCUGAUCAAGACGCUCGCGGAGGAGUUUGAGGCGCAGCGCAAUGAGCACGAAGCUGCCGCCGCGGCGGAGGAGGACGGAGAGCGGGGAACCGAUGCGGAACCGGCGGUGGCGGAUGGGGAGGAGGGGGAUCAGGCUGGGGAAGGCUCAGACGGCGGGUGGAGCUUGGGAGGCCUGGUGAAGACGUUUGCGUCGCGGUCGGAGUCGGUGCUGGGAGGCUACCGCCGCGACCUCGAGGACCUCGGCUCGGGGCUCCGCCUCGAGACGGCUGCGCUCCGGGCCGCCGCCGCGCGCGCCGCCUCAGCUCUACCUGGCGCGCUGGAGGCCGGUGCGUCCGCCGCCUCCGACAGGCUCGAGUCCGUCGGUCAGGCCGUCGACGAGCUCGGUGCCGCCGCCGCCGGCCUCCUGUCGCAUGCCAACGAGGCCCUCCGGUCCGCCGAAGCCGACGGUGACGAUGGUGACAGUGCCCCCCGCUCCUCCGAUGCCUCUGCUUCUGGUGCCUCCUGGCGCGCCUCCUUGCCGACCAAGAAGUAUACAAGGUUCGAGGCCCAGGUCUUGGCGCUGCGUGCUGACCCUGCCACGUUCACCGAGGAGCCUGAGGACUCUGAGGGCUUUGGUAGAUGGAGUGCCUCGUUCUCCAUCGACGAUAUGAAGGAACAGAUAGAGGCGGUGCUCCAUGAAAGCCCUGGAUUGGAGAGCUUUGUGGAGAGGCUUGUGCCGUCAGUUGUGGAUUACGAGACGUUCUGGUCCCGGUAUUUCUUUGCAGUUGAUAAGCUGAAGCAGGCAGAGGAUGUCCGCACUAAACUCGUGAGCAGGGCCAUGUCAAAGGAGGAGGAUGAAGAACUCAGCUGGGAUGUCGAUGAUGAUGAUGAUGAAGAUGCCGAUACCAGUGAUCACAAAGAAGGCACAAACUCAAUGGUAGAUAAGAAAGAGGAGCAAACAGUGGAGCCUGUUAACUGUGAAACAGAGGGCAGUCAAAAACAAGAAGCAGCAGUUGAAAAUGAUUCAGCAGAAGAUAAGGAGGUUGUUGUUUUGGCUGCAGCCAAGGAUGGUAAUGGUGAAUCCAGUGUUGAAGCAUUGACAUCAAAGACAAGCGAUGGGACAGGAAGAGAAGAGAAGACUGAAGCUGGUGACUCAUCUAAGGGGGUUGGUUUUUCAGUGGUUGCACAACCAUCAGUGCAGGAGGAAGAUCUUAGCUGGGAGGAGAUUGAGGACAUCGGCGAUGAAGAUGAGAAGAAUGGGCCUAGCCAACGGUCAAGCUCUGUCAGCAAAGUGGAGGAUCUCCGAAAACGUCUUAAUUCUGUAGAAGAUGAUGAUGAGGAUCUAAGUUGGGACGUCGAUGAGUAGAAAGAACGUGUGCAGCUCUGCACUGAGUUGUCUGAAGAACUUUUAAAUUAGAGACUGCCAUAGUUUUGCCUCCUUAAGCAUGAAUUGAAUCUGCGUGGUGUCGAUGAAUAUGCUUUGUGGAUGGAUUGAUGCGAUUGGAUAUCGGGAUUCAAAUUCAUGGGUGCUGCAUGUUUGAUUAUAGCCCCCUUGCAAGAACUUGAUAGAGUGCUAGUGUUUUUGUGUAGUGUUGGUAAUUUGUUUUCAGUUAGAAUACACAUCUGUUGCAAGUUCAACAUGUACCACUUUCCUGUUUGAAUAUGACACAGAUCAUUUACAUGUGUACUCAGAUUUACAUGGUAAACAUCAAAAUUGUGAAACUAUUCAUCCAAA